AUGAUUGCCCAGCACAGGGAGGCCUUCUCUAGCAGUGCCCUCCGUCUCAGAGUGGACGGGCAAGACCGCGCCUACAAGUUCAUGUUCGCUCAGAAGUCCCCCGUGGUUCUCCGGGUGUCGCCCCUGGAGCAGAUCGAGCACUUCUGGGAGCCCCGUUCCGUGGACUCCAACAACUGGGAGACCAUCGGUCUGGACAGGCCCGUGCGGCACAUCUUCGAGGCCGACUUGUUCACCAGCAUGGGGUGGAAGGACCUCCCCGAGGUGGCGGCGGGCGACAUCUCUGUGUUGUUCGGCUUGACGCACACUGGUGGUCGCGAGGUUGCGUCGGAUUCGACUUGGCAGCCGUUGGAGGAGAUUCUCAGAGUCCUGCCUGUCAAGCUGUCCGCGGGUGGCGGUGGAGGCCGUCCGCGGGUGCCCAAAGAUGAGCUGUUGAAGUUGCAGAAGGACUUCCCGUGGCUGGAGGGCUUGAUCGGCGAUCCGGAGUCGAAUUCGAGCGGCACCAGGGCGGGCGGCAGUGGCGACGACCACGUGGAUUUGCCCAUGUUUGAGGAGUCCGACGACGAGGUCGAUGUCUUGUUGGACGAGCUGCGGGCACGGAGAGCUGACUGGGCCACUCCCGACGAGAUCUUCGACAUCGACACGGACUUCCGGGUGACGCUGCUGGGCGGCAAGUGGUUGGCCAUGCACAAGGGCAAAGCGUGCGACGCUUUCAGAGGCCAGGUGCGUCUCAACACUGCGGCUGCUCGGUGGGUCUCGCGGUGCGGUCUUCAGAAGUCCAGCCGGUACGAUAUCGACAAGUUCACUGAGAGGGGUGCGCAUAUGUGCGCGCAGGUGUGGCGCUUGGCCAUGCAUCACUUCUUUUGCAUUUGGAUGGGGCAGCCUCUGACUGCAUACGCAUUCACGCAGGCAGAUUUCAAUAGUUGGAAGCCCCCGCAAGAGUUUCUAGACCUGUUGCCUGGUUUGCAUGUCCAGGCGCAAGAGCGCGCGCAAGCUUUGGUAAGGUUCCGCCCCUACUGA
Prorocentrum cordatum is the source of this 1017-nucleotide messenger RNA. The record is from the annotation of a GenBank genome assembly. NCBI's taxonomy places the organism in Eukaryota, Dinophyceae, Prorocentrales, Prorocentraceae.